Molecule: messenger RNA, 1270 nt
Organism: Daphnia pulex (common water flea)
Lineage: Eukaryota; Metazoa; Arthropoda; Branchiopoda; Diplostraca; Daphniidae
Exons: 7
Coding region: 228-1082 (284 amino acids)
Source: RefSeq, a predicted model, not a curated record
UGUACUCAACGUCGUCUGUUGAAACUUUAUCCAAUUUUUCAGUUUUGAGACUGGUGUAUCAAAAGAGUUUUAGAUUGUUCAAAUUCAUUUGACGUGUUGCUGUCAGUACUUAAAUACGUGAACAACUCGGCUCUCAGCUUACGGCUUCUUCUCGGGAUCGCCAUUGUUUAAAAAGUCAUUUUUAAGAACGAGGAAAGUCUUGAGUCUAGAAAACACGAGGUGACAGCAUGGCCGCUCUUAUUAUCCAUCAGUGUCUGCAAGGUGUUGUUAUAUUCAUCACUCUCUUGUCAAGUACGUCUUGGGCGAAAUCCGAAAACAAUUUACCAGUGUUGUGUCCUUCUGUCGCCAACGGAAUUUUCGGCGAUUUGCUUCACCAUUACGGCUGUUACUUGCCAGGUUUAGAUGUUUUUGAGGACAAAAUGAAACCGAGUAAACCAUCUGUCGUAUCCAGCAGGAUAAAGCCAGCCAUACCUCCAGUACAUGAGCUGCCCAAGUGGUUGGAAGACUUAUCUAGUCAUUUAUUGAAUUCCACUCAUCUUGUCAACAGCUUCAAUCAACAAGAGAAUCUGGAUGAAACCAGCAACACAUCAGAAAAUGAAGGAUGUGGUGGGACCUGCCCGUCUUCGCCUUCGUGGAUCCCUCAGUGUUGUCGUGUUGAAACGCGAUUGCUCUACCCGCUGUACGGCCGUUCGCUCACGAGCGAUCGAUUGGUGCCGAUCGCUCAGGAUUUAAACCCUACUGGGAUCCAACAGCCCGUCGUCUAUCGCCACUGCCUGUCGGAGGAAACGGAAUUGGUGCGCGGUCGCUGCCACCAGAGCACUUUGCCUCGACUCUUUUUCAUUUCCACGACUGGUGGAGGAAAUCCGUACAAGAAGGAUUUGAUCCUCGUUCCCAGCAACUGCGAAUGCCUCGUCACUUUGGGCCAACAUAUCGAGAAUGGCACGGGAGAAUCUGACAGACACGAUACGAUCACGUCGACCACUUUGUUGACUCCGGGUGAAGGCUCAGGGACUGGUGGUGUUAGCAGCCAAGAGCCGGCCAUUCAGGAAGAGGGAUUCAUCCCGCAUCAUCAGGAUUCUUGAUCCUUUAUUUUUCCCCCUCUUAAUUCAAGUCGUGUCGGCGUUCCCUUUUUAUAAACGAACCAUCAUCGCGACACAAGCAAGCGCUGCGACUUCCGUCACUCACGUGUUGUUCAGUUUUCUACCCCCAGCCUUUGUUGUUUGUCCCCCCCCCCUUACCCCUGGCUCUCAAUAGAUCGUUACAUACAACA